AUGCCUCUGGUCAGUUUAUCAACAAAUGAAGGAUCAGGAGGUAACGCAAAAAGUCCUCCAUACAAAGAAGCGCUGGACCCAGAGAAGCACACUGUUAAAGGUUUUGGCCAAUCAGGGAUCUGGUUGGGGGUAUCAUCAUCGAUCCUCUCCGAUCAGGGCACUGGGGUGGCAAACCGCUCUCCACUCAGUAAAACUGUGGCUAUGUCGUCCCCCUCUCUCCCUCUCCCUUCGCUGCCCCCCAGCCCCCUAGCCAUGGAGUACCUCAAUGACUUUGACUUGCUCAAGUUUGAGGUGAAGCCUGACACUCCCCCACCUCCUCAGCAACAAUGUUCCUACUCCAAAGUAGGCCUCCAGCAGCAGCGGGACACCUCAGGCUCCCCAUAUGUGGUGCGCCCCCCUCCGGACUCCAGCCUUAGCUCCAGCCCCUACACUUCCCUGCCACCUUCCCCGACUCUCAGUGAUGCCCAUCCACCUCCGUCAGCCUCGUCCUCUUCCUCCUCCUCGCUCUCCUUCCCCCUCUCAGUGUCCACCGGCUAUGUCUCUGGACUCAGUCAGGCCUCUCAGGGCAAUCAAGAUGGCAGCCCUGCCCCAAGUGCUCUGCCGCAGUGCCCUAAUCCUGCCUCUUUGGAAGACCUCAUCUGGUUGGCCGCGCUGCAGCAACAGUUUGGGGGAGAGGCAGGAGGUGCUGCUUCUCUCUUGGGGGCCCUCGGGGGAGCACCAGAGAGAGGGGACAGGGAUAGGGGUCCCAUCGGGGGGUUCCUGGGAUGUGAAGAUGCCGUGGAGGCGCUGCUCAACUCAGCUGCUGCGGCUGUAAGUUCACAGUUUCCUGUCCUGUCACAGAGCUCUGGAAGCAGUAACUUGGGAGAUUCCAGUAGCGAGAGUGGAGGUGAUGUAGCCGUCAGCAAAGCCUCAGAGCUGUGUCACCGUCCUCUCCUUUUCGUUUCCUCCGCCCCUCCCUCUCUCCAUAGUGCAAACCCAACCACUGCCCCGUACCCCCAGCCCCCCAGCCCACAGGGCCGUCUUCAUCACCCGCAGCACCACCAUCACCACCCCCAUCAUCCCAUGCAUGGCAAUCACAGUCACCAUCAUCACCAUCAGCUCCAAGUUGGCCAGUGCGCUGUGGACGAGCGGUUCUCGGACGAGCAGCUGGUCAGUCUGUCCGUGCGGGAGCUGAACAGACACCUGCGUGGUGUGAGUAAGGACGAGGUGGUUCGCCUGAAGCAGAAGCGCCGGACCCUGAAGAACCGCGGCUACGCCCAGUCCUGCCGGUACAAACGGCUGCAGCAUCGGCACGCGCUCGAGUCCGAGAAACACCUCCUCACGCAGCAGCUGGAGCAGCUGCAGUGUGAGCUGUCCCGUGUGUUGAGGGAGCGGGACGCCUACAAGGCUCGAUACGAGAAACUCGUUAGUUCUGGUGAAGCCCCGCCCACUCAAGCCAAUAACCCGCCUUCCCCGCCCCCAGACUACUUCCUAUGA
Colossoma macropomum (tambaqui) is the source of this 1476-nucleotide messenger RNA. RefSeq names its product neural retina leucine zipper (gene nrl). Gene Ontology annotation, biological process: regulation of transcription by RNA polymerase II. NCBI's taxonomy places the organism in Eukaryota, Metazoa, Chordata, Actinopteri, Characiformes, Serrasalmidae. The record is from RefSeq and is a predicted model, not a curated record. Gene Ontology annotation, molecular function: RNA polymerase II cis-regulatory region sequence-specific DNA binding; DNA-binding transcription factor activity, RNA polymerase II-specific. Gene Ontology annotation, cellular component: nucleus. Bases 1 to 1476 code for a protein of 491 amino acids. The transcript is spliced from 6 exons.